This is a messenger RNA of Ctenopharyngodon idella (grass carp), 1413 nucleotides long. Its product is annotated as claudin-1. NCBI's taxonomy places the organism in Eukaryota, Metazoa, Chordata, Actinopteri, Cypriniformes, Xenocyprididae. Bases 231 to 905 code for a protein of 224 amino acids. Gene Ontology annotation, molecular function: structural molecule activity. The transcript is spliced from 4 exons. Gene Ontology annotation, cellular component: plasma membrane; bicellular tight junction. The record is from RefSeq and is a predicted model, not a curated record. Gene Ontology annotation, biological process: bicellular tight junction assembly; cell adhesion.
AUCAUCUUUAUUUGUCACUGACACUUAAACAACUUAAUCUAAGACAACAAAAAGUGAAGAGAAGCUUUAAAACAAAUUGCUAUAAAUGAUCAAAUGCAUGAUCUAAUUGUGUGAUGUGGUUAUUUUCUGGAUAAAGGCCUCAAUUACAAAUGAAUGAGGAAGUCUAAAUUCCUAACAACUGCCUCUCCUGGGCAGGUUCACCAACAUGCCAAAGAUUUUCAGUUACUUGCAUGGUGCAUGCAGAUCAGUUGCCCAUUGUCACUUUCCUUGCAUUCUACUGCCGUCCAGCGGCAACCAAUAUAUAUACACAUAUGUGCUAUACAUGCAUUGUAUUAGACCUUUUUCUCAUUAGGAUUGUAGAUAAGACUCCAGAUACUCCCAGAUAUUCAUGGCAAGAAGCUGAAUAUCUGCAGCGCCCACUACUAGAAACAAUGACUGAAAUCCUGCUGUUCAUCUCAGCCACGAUUCCUAGCAAUGUGCAGUGCAGGUCAAAAACUCCAGAUGAAAUUCAGCUGGGCCGAGUAAUGAUGAUCAUCAGCAUCGUCUUUUCAAGCCUCGCCGCGCUGGUAGCCAUUUCAGGCCUCAGGUACACGAGAUGUCUAGACGAGAACGAGCAGUCGAAAGACAGAACUGCCUUUGCAGGGGGAAUCCUUUUUGUGUGCAGUGGUCUGUGUGCUUUGGGCAUAACCAGCUGGUUUAUGUAUGGAAUUGUUGAGAAUUUCUUUCAGGACACACGUGAUGAUAGGUAUGUGAUCGGCAGGUCUCUGAUUGGUGCGUUUUUUGCAUCUUUGCUUUGUUUAUUUGGAGGCGUGCUCUUAUGCGCCUGCAGCGUAACGCACCUACGAUCCAACAAAAAUCUCAGCACACAUCUAAUCUCCAAGAAUCCUGGAAAAGACUAUGUUUAAGGAUCCUGAGACCAUCUGAAUACCUGAACUUAAUCUGAACGGCAGACACUAGUAGUUAUUGUGUACAGUAUGUGCAUAAAUUGUGUUAGAUAAGUAUAAAUACACUGCAUUUAGUUUUCGGUUUAUGUCAUGAUUUUUUUAUUAUUAUUUUUUACUUAACACUUUCACAGCUUUGAUGUAUUUUUAGAUGUUUGGGAUGGGUCUCCACAUUAAACUUUGACCUCUGAGUCAGCUAGAAAACGAGAAGGCUGGGAUUGCUUAACUAACAAUUCAGUGCUGUCCACAGAGGAAGUGAUGUCAUACCCAGUAACAGUAACUGGAGAUAUUUUUUACUAUGUUUUUUUUUUUUUUUUUUUUUUUAAAGAGGGAGAUUCUAAGCUUUGAUGUACUGUAGAUUAUAUGCCAAUUGCAAAAUUUAGACAGCUUCAGCAUUUGAUGCUUGUUUGAUAAUUUCAAUAUUUUAUGUAAUUAUUUCAGAAUUACACAAUAAAGGUUUGUUAUCACCAUA